Messenger RNA from Lathyrus sativus (Indian pea), 1182 nucleotides. The record is from the annotation of a GenBank genome assembly. NCBI's taxonomy places the organism in Eukaryota, Viridiplantae, Streptophyta, Magnoliopsida, Fabales, Fabaceae.
AUGCCAGGACUAACAGCACCUUCAGAUUACUCCAAAGAACCCCCUCGCCACCCUUCUCUUCAAAUCAAUUCCAAGGAACCUUUCAAUGCAGAGCCAAAACGUUCAGCGCUUAUCGCAUCUUACGUUACGCCUUCGGAUUUCUUCUAUAAGCGGAAUCACGGUCCGAUUCCCAUCGUUGAAGACAUCGAUAGAUACUGCGUGGUGAUUUCUGGUCUCGUGGAGCAUUCCAAACAGCUUUUUAUGAAUGAUAUCAGGAAGCUUCCGAAAUAUAAUGUAACUGCCACACUGCAGUGCGCUGGGAAUCGUAGGACUGCUAUGAGCAAGACUAGGACAGUGAAAGGGGUUGGAUGGGAUGUUUCUGCUAUUGGAAAUGCUGUUUGGGGUGGUGCUAAAUUGGCUGAUGUUCUUGAACUUGUUGGAAUUCCAAAGUUGACAAGUGUCACUCAAUUUGGUGGAAAGCAUGUUGAGUUUGUAAGCAUUGAUAGGUGUAAGGAAGAAAAUGGAGGACCAUAUAAGGCUUCAAUACCACUCAGUCAGGCUGCAAAUCCUGAAGCAGAUGUUCUACUUGCGUAUGAAAUGAAUGGAGAAAUUCUUAACCGGGAUCAUGGAUACCCAUUACGUGUGAUUGUUCCUGGUGUCAUUGGAGCCCGGUCUGUUAAAUGGCUAGAAGCUAUCAAUAUCAUUGCAGAAGAAUGCCAGGGUUUCUUCAUGCAAAAAGACUACAAAAUGUUUCCGCCAUCAGUGAAUUGGGACAAUAUUGAUUGGUCAACAAGAAGACCUCAAAUGGAUUUUCCUGUUCAGUGUGUUAUAUGUUCUUUGGAAGACGUGAGCACGGUAAAGCCUGGAAAGGUAAAAAUAAGCGGUUAUGCAGCAUCAGGUGGUGGGAGAGGCAUUGAGAGAGUAGAUGUGUCUGUUGAUGGAGGCAAAACAUGGAUGGAAGCCUCAAGAUUUCAAAAAAAGGACAUUCACUAUGUAUCAGAUGAUGCCAACAGUGAAAAAUGGGCUUGGGUGCUAUUUGAGAUCACUGCUGAUAUUCUUCACAGCACAGUGAUUAUUGCAAAAGCGGUAGAUUCGGCCGGAAAUGUUCAACCUGAAAAGGUUGAAGACAUUUGGAACCUUAGAGGGAUAUUAAACACUUCAUGGCACCGCGUACAAGUUCAAGCGAGCCACUCAAGCUUGUAA